GCAGCAAUCAUUUUAUUUGUAUGUUUAUGUUACGUUUUAUGUUAUGUUGUUUUUUGUGUAUCUCAUCUGGCUUGUUUACUUUAUAUUUUAACAGAUGGCAAGUGGUGGACGAAGUCAAGUAUGGGAGCAUUUCACAAAAGGCCCAUCAGGUACAGUCACAUGCAACAUCUGUACAGCCUCUGUGAGCCAGGGAUCUGGCAGCCUCAAAUUUAAAAAUACAUCCAACUUGUGGGCACACCUUAAAUCAAAACACAAAGAGAUGUACGAGAAGAGGCAAAAAGAAGCACAGCCAACCACAUCAUCAUUGAUGAAUAUGACACAGCCAAACCUAAAACAAGUGCUAGAGAAAACCACAAAAUGGACUCCAAAUGAUCCAAGAACUCAAGAAAUGGACAAACUCCUGAUGGAGAUGAUAGCCACUGACAUCCUGCCUUUUACAGUUGUUGAGGGUGCAGGGUUUAAAAGGGUUAUGGCCAAAGCAGAGCCCAGAUACCCAUUAAAGACAGAUACAUUUUUCCGUGCAAAGAAGAUGGAUGAGAUUUACACAGGAGUUGUAAACAAAAUAAAGAAACUGCUGUCAGUUGAAAAUGCAGGAAACAUAAUUUCUUUUACCACCGACUGUUGGUCAGGGUCAAAUGAGGCACUCAUGAGCCUGACUGCUCAUUUCAUUGACAAGAAUUGGAAAAAGGUCCAACUUGUCUUGAACGUGAAAUCCUUGUCACAGUCCCACACAGGACAGUACAUUGGAGAGACAUUUCUGUCCAUGCUUGAAGAAUGGGAAAUUGAUGAGGAGCGGGUCAUGCUUGUACUCAGGGACAGUGGGGUAAAUAUGGUGAAAGGCAUGCGCCUUGUUGAGAUGCCAGACCUGAGCUGCAGUGCUCACAUACUGCACCUAGCUAUCAAUGAUGGCCUCAGUUCCCAGAGAGUGGUGGUGGACAUUCUGGCAAAGCUGAAGAAAAUUGCAACUCACUUCAACCACUCUGUUACGGCACAGCAACGCCUAUCUAAAAUUCAGGAGGAGCUAGGUGUCCCACAGCAUUCGAUCAUACAGGCAGUACAGACAAGGUGGAACUCGACACUGCACAUGUUGGUGAGGAUGAUUGAACAGAAAAGAGCCAUCACUGCAUAUGCUAGCGACCAUGGACAUUUCUCAUGUCUGUCAGCAGAGGAAUGGUCCAUUGCGUCGAACCUGGCAGAGACCCUUGGACCACUGGAGGAGGUGACACUGGAAUUCAGCAGAGAGGACUCAUCCACAUCCUGCAUUAUACCAUGUUUAGCAGUGUUACAACGUUUACUGGAGUCAGAGGGACCAACCACCAGGGGUAUUCAAACCACAAGAAAAUUCAUGCUGGACAGUUUGCAAAAAAGAUUUGCAAAAGUUAAAGACGCUAAAGAGGUGGUGCUUGCCUGUGCCCUGGACCCACGCUACAAAGAGCGGCCUUUGGUACCAGAAAUUCUGGUAAAAGUGAAAACCUGGCUAAAAGAGGCUAUGGAGACCAGUCCACCAGAUUAUGCCACGCAAACUCCAUCUGAGGAGACCGAUCCCAAAAGGCCGAGAACAGAGGACCAAGUACCCAGUCUCUUAGACUCGCUGUAUGACACUGUGCUCCUUCCAUCCACCAGUGAGGCAGUGGAACCAGAGGGGAUCAUCGAAGAGCUAGAACGGUACUUCAGAGAGCCUGUCAUUGACAGAAAGAGUGGGAAUCCAUAUGAUUGGUGGAAACACAACACCAACCGUUUCACCAGACUGUCAGUUUUGGCAAGGCAGUACCUCUCCUGUCCACCCUCCUCUGUGGCGAGCGAAAGAGUGUUCAGCACCAUAGGUAAUAUAUAUGAGGAUAGGCGAAGCUCUUUGAAAGGAGAAAAUGCAGAGAAACUUUGCUUUUUGUACUACAACCUGCCUCUGCUGGACUGGAGCUAUUGAGGAUUGACUGAUUCAGUACACUACCUCAUAUAUACUGUUAACAAUUUAUAAGUAGUAUAGUUCAAAGUUAUAUUUAUGAAGCUAUACCAAGUCUUUUAAUACUGGUAACUUUGAUUUGGUUGUUGUUGUUUUUGUGUUUUUGUUCAAAGGACUUUACGUUUCAUAUCUUAAGUUUGUAUUUUUAUACAUUUUAUUUAUCAGGACUUUAAUAUAUUUUGAUGUUCCUCUGUUCUGUUGUGACAAUAAAAGAAACAAGUUUCUUUUUAAAAUGCAUUAUCAUAUUAUUUUAGUUAAAACUCAUAAAUAACUACAAAUAACUAAUGUUAGGGAAAUCUGUUAAUGUUUUGUUGCGCGUUUCUGUAAAAAAAAAUAU
Molecule: messenger RNA, 2297 nt
Organism: Rhinichthys klamathensis goyatoka
Lineage: Eukaryota; Metazoa; Chordata; Actinopteri; Cypriniformes; Leuciscidae
Product: zinc finger BED domain-containing protein 4-like
Exons: 1
Coding region: 95-1924 (609 amino acids)
Molecular function (GO): protein dimerization activity; DNA binding
Source: RefSeq, a predicted model, not a curated record